Pocillopora verrucosa is the source of this 1186-nucleotide messenger RNA. Its product is annotated as oncoprotein-induced transcript 3 protein. Lineage: Eukaryota; Metazoa; Cnidaria; Anthozoa; Scleractinia; Pocilloporidae. The record is from RefSeq and is a predicted model, not a curated record.
CCUUACUCGAGGCUGGCAAUUUGUCUUUGGAGGAUUCCUUCGAUCAGCCGAGGACCAGAGGUUUGAGUAUUGAAUACUAACAGAUUGACCAAGAUCAUUUCAGCGGAAAUGUCUACCCGACGAAUAUCUGCAUUUCUGGUUUUCCUGUUGUUGGUUACUCUGAUGGAAGAGGCAAAACCUGUACUUGGAGGGAAAGGAGGAGGAAAAUUUUCGAAGCUAUCGAACAGGGUGAAGGAGCUGGAGGAGAGCAUGGAGGAACUAGGAGAAUGCAAAGAGGCUUGCUCGAUGAUCUCUGAACUAAAAGAGCGGCUUACUGCUGUAGAGGGAGAGAUUGAAGAGCUGAAGAAAGAACCGCCGACAAACCCCCCAACAAACCCCCCUCCACUGGCUCCAGAGUGUGAAGGCUACAAAGUUCUGGACAGCGCUGACAGGAAGAAUACCUACGGUAUGGGCAAUGCAGCAUGUGACAACAACAUGGAAGAAGCGUGGUACCGCUUCACCGGAGCCGCAGGCUCAAAGAUGCCAGAGUCAUCACCGAAUAAAAACAUGUGUGGCACGCAUGCACCGGGGUGGCUGAAUGGACAACAUCCAUCCGUUGCUGAGGGAAAGGUAUCCAGACAAGUUUGUUUCAACUGGGAUGGCAACAGUUGUAAAUGGCAAGCCAACAUUGAAGUACUAAACUGCGACUCGUUCUUUAUCUACAAACUGGUGAAACCGCCCACUUGCCAACUCCGUUAUUGUGGCAGUGACUAAAGGAUGAUGGGCAAUUAAAACUGAAGCACGUCACACGUUUACCGCUGAACCUUACAAUCAGAUUUAUUAAAACUUCACAAGGGAAAGGGGACGUAUACUUAUAUCAGCCUUAGUACUUGAUAUCAGCUGGUAGCAUAAGUUCUUUCUGUAAUGGGGACUUGAAUGAUUGAAAAGAGAAAUAAAGAAUUCAUUAUUGGCGCGGGAAAAGUCUGCAAUAAAAGUGUUCGGGAAUCACGACAAUCCUCUAAUUAAAUUUCAAAACGAAAUAAGGAGGUGUCUUUUCAGCAUUAGGGCUUCAGGUGUUUGCAGUCAUCUUUGCUCAACCGGGGUGAUAAUGCAAAAAUAAAGUAAAAAAAAAGUGAAUAUAGAUGGUAUGUUUGGGCUUUUAUCUGGAGAUAGUAUUCAAUAAAGAUACUCGGCAAUUGAAAAACGG